AUGCAUUGGUCUGCACUUGUUGAAGCGUGUUGCAAACAGGAAGUUUACCUGCGGGGUGGUCUGCCCUUAUGCGUCAAGAUCCGGAACCUACUCAGCUGCGUCCUACCUACCUUCCUUCCGUCCUGUGUUCAAAGAAAAGAAAAGGGCGCGACAGAUCGGGUCGCAUUGCAAAGGGUACCCAGCAAUAAGAAUGACACAAGUAUGAUCAAACCAGAUCUUCGUGGCAUGUAUCCUUCCAAUGAGUCGAUCGAUGACGAAAUGUGUGACAGGUACUUGUCGAAAGACUACGAACUCGAGUGUAAGGAAGCGUGGAAUAAUCCUGAAGAGUACUGGGGUCGCGCCGGGUCGAAAUACGUGACCUGGUUCAAGCCGUGGGACAAAGUUUUGGACAACUCGAAGGAACCUUUCACUAAAUGGUUUCCAGGUGGUCAAUUGAACGUAUGCUAUAAUUGCGUUGACAAGCAUGUCGAAGAGGGACACGGCGAGCAAAUUGCCUUGAUUCACGAUUCGCCGAUCACAAAGGCGCCGACUCGUUUCUUGACCUACAAGCAGCUGUUAGAUGAGGUCUCUCGCCUAGCUGGUGUUUUCUCGACCCUGGGCGUCAAGACGGGCGACAGGGUUCUCAUUUACAUGCCCAUGAUGUCGGAAGCAGUUGCCGCGAUGUUGGCAACAGCGAGACUAGGUGCCAUUCAUUCCCUGGUUUUCGGCGGCUUCGCGGCGUCCGAACUCGCCGUCCGCAUUAAUCACGCCUUGCCCACGCUGCUGGUGACGACGAACGCUGGCUUUGAGCCCGGGAAAUCAGUGCCUUUCAAGAAACUGGUCGACAUCGGGAUCCGAAAAUCCGGUGAUGAGGGCAAAGCGAAGCUCAAACAUGUCCUGGUUCUGGAACGACCCGAGGCUGAGCCAGCUCCCAUGCAGGAUGGACGAGAUGUGUAUUGGUUGGAAGCGAUGGACAAAGCCAAGCCACACGAUUGCGUUCCUGUCGAAUCAAACAGCCCUUUGUACAUAUUAUACACCUCUGGUACAACAGGCGACCCCAAGGGCAUCCUUAGACCCUCUGGCCCGCACGCCGUCGCUUUGCCUUGGUCCAUGGACAAGAUUUUCGACGCGAAACCCGGAGAACGGUGGUGGGCCGCGUCUGACCUGGGCUGGGUCGUGGGUCACUCGUACAUCUGCUACGCGCCUCUGCUUCGUAGACUAACCUCUGUAGUUUACGAGGGUAAACCCGUAGGAACGCCGGAUGCAGGCCAGUUUUUCAGGGUGAUUCGCGAUCAUGGGGUGGAGACCUUUUUUACGGCGCCAACAGCUCUGCGAGUCAUCAGGAGAACCGACAAGAAGGCUGUGGAGGCGAAGAAAUAUAAGAUACCCAGCCUGAAGCGGAUAUUCGUGGCUGGCGAACAUUGUGACCAGAAAACGAGGCGCUGGUCUGAGGAAGUGUUUGGGGUGUCGGUGCUGGAUCACUGGUGGCAAACGGAAACCGGACAUCCGAUCACGUCCCCGUGUGUGGGUCUGGGUCACUCAUUCUAUCCCCCCGAGGAUGUUUCCGGGAUGCCGGUACCAGGGUACAAUGUGCAAGUACUGAAGAAAGACGGAUCAGCAGCUGCCCCAGGCGAUUUGGGCCGGAUUGUGAUAAAGUGCCCGCUGCCACCGGGAUGUAUGUCCACCCUGUACCGGGCGGAUGACAGGUUCCAGAGCAACUACUUCACCCAGUAUCCAGGUUACUAUGACACCAUGGACGCUGGGUUCAUUGAUCCAGACGGGUUCGUGUGCGUCAUGGCCCGGGAUGACGAUGUCAUCAACGUUGCUGGCCACCGCCUGUCCACGUCUGCAAUCGAAGAGGCCAUUCUGGGCCACACGGACGUCGUUGACUGCGCCGUUAUCAGCGUGCCGGACAAGCUGAAAGGAGAGAUUCCUGUCGGUUGUCAAAGACCCGAAGAAGCAGUGGAAGCGGAUCUUGUGAAACUUGUCCGGAAACUCGUGGGUCCUGUUGCUGCGUACCGGAUUUCGAUUCGGGUUCGGGCUCUGCCGCGAACCCGAUCCGGGAAAACAGCGCGGAAAAGCAUUGCUGAUAUUGCAAGAAACCGACAGAUCAAG
Notodromas monacha is the source of this 2094-nucleotide messenger RNA. The record is from the annotation of a GenBank genome assembly. Lineage: Eukaryota; Metazoa; Arthropoda; Ostracoda; Podocopida; Cyprididae.